AUGGCGCCCGAACCCCGAACCUACGUGUCCGGCGGCCGCGUCCUCGGAAGCCCCCCACUCUCCGUCCGAGUCAGUCGCUUUUUCGAGAGUGUGUAUGUGUUCCUGGGUCUGUAUCUUGUGAGCUUUUUUUCGCUCGAUCCCUACGCCGCGGCGCAGAACUCGCAGUUCAACAUCCAUCGCAAGGGUAACCCCUCGGGGCCAAAGUCGCGAUGGGGACUUUUUGGCGGCGGUGGGAGCGGUGGUUCUGGGGGUGGGGGCGGUCCUGGGGGCGGUCCGAGGGGCUUUGGGCCGCGGAAGAUUGGUCGAGUGGAUGAUGUUCGUGGUCCGGAACCCCUCCACCAAAACUCCUCCACCAAACCACCACCAUACCAAACCAUGGCCCCCCAACCCCCCCAAACCGACUCCGCCUGGAAAACCCUCAUCACCCAAACCAUCCAACACCUCCCAUCCCCCACCACUUUUCCAGUAUACCCCGUCCCCGCCCGCCCCUCCCUUACAAUCGACCACACCCAACUCUCGCCCACCGCCAGCCCGUCCCAAAUCGACACCCUCUGCACCGAAGCCCAGGUCCACGACUUCGCCACCGUCUGCGUGCGUCUCCCCUACGUCGCCCGCGCCGUGCAGAACCUCUCCAGCAGCAACACCAGCACCAAUACCGCAGAGGGAACGACAAACCCAGGAACAGGAGUAGGGGUAGCAUGCGUAAUCGCCUUCCCGUCCGGGCUGGACCCGACCGCCUCCAAAACCACCGAAUCCGCAUCCGCCGUGUCCGCCGGCGCGACGGAGCUGGACAUGGUGCUCAACCGGCCGCUCUUACAGGAGGGGAGGUACACGGCCGUGUACGAGGACAUCCGGGCGGUGCGCGAGGCCAUCCCAGCGGGGGUGGUGCUGAAGGUGAUCCUGGAGACGGGGCGGCUGUCGGGGACGGAGGAGGUGGUGGCGGGGAGUGUGGUGGCUUGUUUGGCCGGCGCGGACUAUAUCAAGACGAGUACGGGGUUCGAUGGGCCCGGGGCCCGAGUGGAGGAUGUACGGGUGAUGCGGUGGGUUGCGGGGAGUUUGGGGACGGGGACGAGGGUUAAGGCUAGUGGCGGGGUGAGGGGGGCGGAGGAGUGGAGGCGGAUGGUCGAGGCGGGGGCGGAGAGGAUUGGGAGUAGUUCCGGGGUGGGGAUUGUGGUGCAAUUGGGGAGGAUUGAGGGGGAGAUGGAAGAGAGGCAGAAGGAGGAGGGGGAAGGGGGCUAUUGAGCGGGUUCUGUUGGGUUGGGCUGUGUUGGUGGUUUUGAUUGAUGUUUUGUUUUUGGUCUUCGGUGGGGAGGUGUGGUUGUAAUUCUGCUGUCUGGGUUUGAGGUACCUGUCUGCGCCAGGGACAAGCGCAAUCAGACUGCACCAACAGCUACAUAUUCAACCCCAAUCUGCACGGCGUAGAUAACU
Aspergillus uvarum CBS 121591 is the source of this 1428-nucleotide messenger RNA. Its product is annotated as 2-deoxyribose-5-phosphate aldolase. Gene Ontology annotation, molecular function: deoxyribose-phosphate aldolase activity. Lineage: Eukaryota; Fungi; Ascomycota; Eurotiomycetes; Eurotiales; Aspergillaceae. The transcript has 4 exons. Bases 1 to 1242 code for a protein of 413 amino acids. Gene Ontology annotation, cellular component: cytoplasm. The record is from RefSeq and is a predicted model, not a curated record. Gene Ontology annotation, biological process: deoxyribonucleotide catabolic process; carbohydrate catabolic process.